CUUCUCUUCAUAACGGAGUUCGCUCGCAACUUCGUCUCUUAAUGUUUCUCUCUCACUCUCACUCGCGCCCUCUGUUUCUCGCUCUAAGAAGAAACUCGCCUUCGAAACAGAGUCAUGGUCUCCAAGCCUAAAUUCAGGAAAGAUUACGGGGAACAGGGGAUUGAUGUUAUAGCAAACUUGGCUGAGAAACUCGCGCAUAUGAAAAGGCAAAUUCAGACUGAAAGAGUUGUUUCAGUUGGAGAAAAACUUGAAAAAAAUAGCAAUAACAUUCAAUCUUAUGUUUCUCAUCUCAAAGAUUUGGCUGAAUCAAGAGAUGAUUCUACAACUACUACAACGACUAGUUCAGGAAACCUCCUUUCUUUAAGAAUGAACUCUCCUCUCUGCAAAGUUAGUGGGCUUGUUCAAGAAUGUGAAGAUAGAGAUGGUGAUAACAGUGAAGAAGUUGUAUUUUCUAGAACAGCCAAACUUCCCCUUGUUGAGAGGAUACCUUCCUAUACUACGUGGAUUUUCUUGGAUAGGAAUCAGAGAAUGGCUGAUGAUCAGUCAGUCUUAGGGCGUAGGCGCAUAUACUAUGAUCAGCAUGGUAGUGAGACACUGAUCUGUAGCGACAGUGAAGAUGAUCUGGUGCAAUUGGAGGGUGAGAAACGUGAAUUUUCUGAAGGGGAGGAUCGACUUAUGCGUGUGGCUUUUUUAGAGUGUGGGAUGGGGAAUGAAGUUCUUGAUCUGUUGACCCAGUUUGUUGGAGGAACCUCUCAGGAAAUUCAAGAGCGUUGCACUGUGCUCAUGGAAACAGAUCAAAAAAUGGAUAUACAGAAGAAACCUUUGAAGGAAGAGAGAUCUGGAGUUGACAUAUACCUAGACCAAAGCCUCAGUGCUGCUUUAGAUUCUUUUGAUAAUCUAUUUUGCCGCCGUUGUCUGGUGUUUGACUGUCGUUUACAUGGUUGUUCCCAAGCUGCAACCUACCCUAAUGAAAAGCAAAUUGUCCAAUUUGACACUGAAGAAGACCGUAAGCCGUGUGGAGAUCAAUGUUAUCUUCAGUCAAAUAGUUUCAAAGACAUGCCAAAGCGUUCAGAAUCAGAUAGAGAAAUGUUGAACACACAUAAUGCACCCACUCAGGAAGUUAGAUCCCCCUUGUCUCCACAUGUCAUUCAGCAAGAACAUCAUCUGGAAUGCCAAGGGAAGCCCGCAGUGCUUGAAUCUUCAAAAUCAUCGGAAAAAGCAUCAAAAGUGGUUUCUGACACAUUACCAAGUUCAUCCAGUUCGAAAUUAAAGUUGGCCAAUCCAGAUCCUGUGGGUUACAGUACAACUCUGGUGGACCAGGUCCCUGAAGCAGUUAUAUCCCGUGAAAAUGAGCUUGAGACAUCUAUAUCUGGUUCACGGCUUGGUUUUGACAGGCCCAGUGUAGGUUAUAGUGAUCACUCCCAGAGUGAGAAUGUUGAGGGCAUCGAGAAAGCUGCAUGUGAUAUUACCGAGCUCUCUCUGAAACAGACAUGCAAAUCUAUAGGAAAUUCAGCCAAAGCUUCACGUGGAUGGAGCAAUUGGAACCCUUUAGAGAAAGACUUGUACCUCAAGGGAUUAGAAAUAUUUGGAAGAAAUAGUUGUUUUAUAGCUCGGAAUUUGCUCGCUGGUUUGAGAACUUGCAAAGAAGUAUCUAACUACAUGUAUGGUGAUGGAGCCGUAAUGUCUCGUGGAUCUUCAGCUAUGCUAAACUCAUAUCUUGAUGAUGCUGGGAGGGAUGACAUAGAUCCUAUGGAGCCAGAUAUGCCUGUCAAAUCAAGAAUAUGUCGUAAAAGGGGCAGAGUGCGCAAGGUUAAGUCCUCAUGGAAGUCUGCUGGCCAUCCAUCCUUGUGGAGAAGGAUUGCGGAUGGAAAAGACCUGCCAUGUAAGCAAUAUUCUCCAUGUAGUUGCCAGCCAACAUGUGGAAAGCAGUGUCCUUGCCUUCAGAAUGGAACUUGCUGUGAAAAAUACUGCGGAUGCUCAAAAAGCUGCAAAAAUCGAUUUAGAGGGUGUCAUUGUGCAAAAAGUCAAUGUAAAAGCCGGCAAUGCCCCUGCUUUGCAGCUGGACGUGAAUGUGACCCAGAUGUUUGCCGGAAUUGUUGGGUUAGCUGUGGUGACGGUUUGUUGGGGGAACCACCAAGACGAGGAGAUAGUCAGUGUGGCAACAUGAAGCUCCUUCUGAGGCAACAGCAAAGGGUUCUCUUGGCAAAGUCGGAAGUUGCUGGUUGGGGAGCAUUUGUUAAGAAUCCUGUCAACAAAAAUGAUUAUCUUGGAGAAUAUACUGGUGAAUUGAUCUCCCAUCAAGAAGCAGAUAAGCGGGGAAAGAUAUAUGAUCGUGCAAAUUCAUCAUUCCUCUUUGACUUGAAUGAUAAGUAUGUCCUUGAUGCAUACCGCAAGGGAGACAAGUUAAAAUUUGCAAACCACUCAUCAAAUCCAAACUGCUACGCGAAGGUAAUGCUGGUGGCUGGUGAUCACCGUGUUGGCAUCUAUGCUAAUGAGCACAUCCAAGCUGGUGAAGAGCUUUUCUAUGAUUAUCGUUAUUGUCCUGAUCAAGCACCGGUCUGGGCCCGGAAGCCCGGGGCUUCAAAGAGAGAUGGAUCGCCACUCCCUCAUGGUCGAGCAAAGAAGCACCAAUCUGGUUGAGGAGCCAAAUCUCCUCCACGCAGUUUCAUUCCAGAUAUCAGGAGCACCGAGCAAGCACCAACGGGUGCAAUCUUGAUCACCUCGAUUUGUAGUUUUCUUCCAGGUAUGGACGGAUGAGCAUCCGGUCUGUAAUCUGACAGACCUGUCAUAUUCGGAAAAGUAACGGGUGUCUUCAUCUUCCUCAAGACCUCCUCCAUGAUCCGAUUCUUCUUUCUGGGUUGACAGAAGCGAAUGUCUCGGUUAGUGACUCUCGGCAGUGGCCUCCCAUCUACAUCUCGAUGUUCCUUUAUCAAUACACAACGUCUGUCCUUUCUUUUUCCCUUACUCUCGUGGACUAGAUAGUGUGAAACAUAAAACUCAACCAUGCAUUGAAUUCCUACAAAGCAAAGAAGUAGAACAAUA
Molecule: messenger RNA, 3042 nt
Organism: Salvia hispanica
Lineage: Eukaryota; Viridiplantae; Streptophyta; Magnoliopsida; Lamiales; Lamiaceae
Product: histone-lysine N-methyltransferase EZA1-like
Biological process (GO): heterochromatin formation
Cellular component (GO): PcG protein complex; nucleus
Molecular function (GO): histone H3K27 methyltransferase activity; chromatin binding; protein binding
Source: RefSeq, a predicted model, not a curated record